AUGGGUGCAUGGGUGCAUGGAUGCAUGGGUGCAUGGGUGCAUGGGUGCAUGGGUGCAUGGGUGCAUGGGUGCAUGGGUGCAUGGGUGCAUGGAUGCAUGGGUGCAUGGGUGCAUGGGUGCAUGUGUGCGUGGGUGCAUGGAUGCAUGGGUGCAUGGGUGCAUGGGUGCAUGUGUGCAUGGGUGCAUGGGUGCAUGGGUGCAUGGGUGCAUGGGUGCAUGGGUGCAUGGGUGCAUGGGUGCAUGGAUGCAUGGGUGCAUGGGUGCAUGGGUGCAUGUGUGCGUGGGUGCAUGGAUGCAUGGGUGCAUGUGUGCAUGGGUGCAUGGGUGCGUGGGUGCAUGGGUGCGUGGGUGCAUGUGUGCGUGGGUGCAUGGGUGCGUGGGUGCAUGUGUGCGUGGGUGCAUGGGUGCGUGGGUGCAUGUGUGCGUGGGUGCAUGGGUGCGUGGGUGCAUGUGUGCGUGGGUGCAUGGGUGCGUGGGUGCAUGGGUGCGUGGGUGCAUGUGUGCGUGGGUGCAUGUGUGCGUGGGUGCAUGUGUGCGUGGGUGCAUGUGUGCGUGGGUGCAUGUGUGCGUGGAUGCAUGUGUGCGUGGGUGCAUGUGUGCGUGGAUGCAUGUGUGCGUGGGUGCAUUGAGGGGAAGGGGAGGGAUGGCCCUUGUGGGGGAAAGGGGGGUAAGGGAGGUUCAAGACUCUCGCUCCGCCACACUGUAGACUACUUUCGAGAGCACUGGGUUCCGCCCGCCCCUCCUGUGCGUUGGUUAGAGUUGAGAAAGGGGUGCCAUGGGGAAGGGAAUAGGAGGAGGAUUGGGGGGGGAUUGGGAGGAGGGCGGCCGAUCAGGCUCUCGGUGGACUACUUUCGAGAGCACUGGGUUCCGCCCCCCCCUCCUGUCAACGCCGAGCCGUCCACGUCAGCGCCAGGCUGGAACGUCGGUUUCUUAGGUGGCAACAGCAAGAAGCCAGCAGGGCAAGCCAGAGGCGGGGCAGCGGCAGGCGAAGCAGCAGCAGGUGGGGGAGCAGAUGGAGCAGCAAGAGGAGCGGAAUCAAAAGCAACAAGAGCAGGGGGAGGAGCAGGGGCGGUUGGGGAAUCAGGGGGGGCUGCAGAGCUGAUUGGCAGACUGGCAGCAGCAGCGGAUGUUGGGGGGGAGGGGGAUGGGGACGAGAUUGGGGGUGUGGGGGCGGGGAGGGGAGGCAUGGAGGCAGCGGCUGCAGCAGAGAAGGAAAGGGUGAGUAGGGAGAGGGAGGAAAGGAGUGAGCGAUGGGGAUGGGAGAGGGGCAACGAGCAUUUCAAGGCUGGUCGCUUUGAGGAAGCCCUCUCGUGCUACUCUCAGAGCAUCGCCCUCCAUCCCACCGCUGUGGCCUUCGCCAACCGAGCCAUGGCUGCUCUCAAGCUGGGCAGCAUCGCCCUGCAUCCCACCGCUGUGGCCUUCGCCAACCGAGCCAUGGCAGCACUGAAGCUGGGCAGGUACGAGGAGGCCGAAGCGGAUUGCACAGAAGCGUUGGAUCGGGACGAUGAGUAUGUGAAGGCGCUCGCUAGGAGGGCCACAGCUAGACUCAAGCUCAGUCGGCCCAUUGACGCUCUGCAAGACAUCAUCCAAGGCCUAUCUCUUGAUCCCGGCAACAAGGAUUUGCUGAAGCAACAAGUACAGGCAAACGCGCUCCUGCAGAAGCAAGCCAAGGAGGGCGUGGGUGUGAUUGCAAAGGCGCUCAAGGGAGGCACGGCAAGCGGCCAGGUUGUGGUGCCAGGGGUGUCAGGGAUUGCAGGAGGAGCAGGAGCAUCAGGAGCCGCUGUGACUAUAUCAGAGCUUACUACAGAUGUUGCAGGAGGCAGAUCGGUUCAGGAGAUUAAGGAGGUUAAGGGGGUUCAGGAUGCUAAGGAUGUUAAGCGGGUUCAGGAGAUUAAGGGGGUAAAGGAGACUAAGGAGGUUAAGGGGGUUGAGGAGAUUAAGGGGGUAAAGGAGAUUAAGGGGAUAAAGGAGGUGAAGGAGGAGAAGGCGUUUACAGAGGUUGAGAGGGGUACAGACAGUUCAGAAGCCACAGAAGUUGGUGGGGUAAUAGGGGACAGAAGGGUAACAAGGGCUGCAGAGGCGGAGGGAGGUGCUGGGGAGGGUGAAGGGGGAGGUGGGGGGGGAGGUGCAGGGAGUGUAACGAUCAGUGAUGUUACAGAAGGGGAUACACAAGGAGUGGGACCUGGAGGAGGCGGUAGGAACACAGCCAGAGGGAGCGGAGGAGCCGGUGCUGAUCCGCAAGGCGUAGAUGCCACAUCAGCACACGCCGUGGCAGUGGCAGUCCAGCAGAGUUCCGUGUUGACUCAAAAGUCAUCUCCGAGCAUUGAGCUCACAUCAACACUGGGUGGGGCAGCAGUAGCACACACCUAUGAGUCGACUCACACGUCACUGCAGGGCGUUGAGCUCACAACGGCUCAUGAGGUGGCCAUUGCUCGGGCAGCAGAAAUUUUGCGAGAAAAGGCAGCUGCGGCAGAGAUAAUGGGAGUGGGGCGGCAUGAGGAGAUGAGACCGGAGCAGGGGCUAGGGCAGCAGCAGGAGCAGCAGCCAGCAGUGGCAACGGUGGCAGCAACAAUAUCACCACCAACAGCAGCAGCAGCAGCAGCAGCAGCAGCAGCAGCAGCAGCAGCAGCAGCUCCAGUGGCCCCUCCCCAGUCAGCAUUGGAGUUUGAGGUGCGGUGGCGGCGACUGCAGGGGUGUGACGACGCACAGGCUGCCUUGAUCAAGUCCCUCCCGCCUGCCCGCCUCUCAACCAUCUUCAAGGACUCGCUCUCUCCGCCGCUCCUCGCUGCAGUGCUCUCCAUCAUCCUUUCAACUCUCUUCAGCACGGAUGCCCCAGCAGCAGUGGCUCUGCUCUCUGCCUUCCCUUCUGUGCCGCGCUUCCCCAUCCUCCUCGUGUGCAUGCCUCCCGCUGACAAGCAACGUCUGUCCAAGCUGUGGGGCGAAGCUCUUGCUGCGUCCACCCCCGCCGCUGCCACUCAUACCACCGUGCAGCAGCUGCGCUCAGUGUACAAGCUCUAG
This is a messenger RNA of Closterium sp. Naga37s-1, 3018 nucleotides long. NCBI's taxonomy places the organism in Eukaryota, Viridiplantae, Streptophyta, Zygnematophyceae, Desmidiales, Closteriaceae. The record is from the annotation of a GenBank genome assembly.